UGGAUGUGAGCGAGUGAACGAGUCAGACGAGGUACAUCUUUCGACGUGGAAAGUCCCUGGAAUCAGAAUGCUACGAUCAAGGCUAUUAUCAAGAAUGUCAACUGACGUGUCGACUGUUUCAUCGACUCUACUAACGUUACUGUUGAUAAUCCUGUCACCCAUAUAUGGAAAGGAUAUUGGAGAGGGAUGUAUAAUUGACAAUUCCAGUAACUCACCCAUGUCAGGUAUAUGCAAGCUCCUGCAAAAUUGUCCGUCAGUUUACGAAGAGCUAUUAGCAGGUAAAACACCCGACACGAGCUGCGGGUUUUUAGGCUUCGAACCAAUAGUCUGUUGUCCAAAGGAUACUGUUAUCACUACAAAAGGGACUACGAAAGGGACAACGUUGGAACCAAACACAAAUACCGAACGAAUAAAUACGCCGCAUCCUUGGAUAUUCGACAACACCAGAGGAUCAUUAGCGCGAGCAAAGGGUGCCAAAAACCGAUCCUAAGGACCUUCCUCCUUUUAGACCGAAAUUUAAAGUAUUUUUCGAGUUACAGCUUGAAAAUCAUACGUCGAGCAUUGAAUGCAGGCAUGAAAAUUGUCGAAAUUGCUUCUUUUAUUGCUGCAUGUGUCUUCAAUGAAGGAUAUAGUAGCAUAUUGAAGAUGAUAAAUAUGUUAGAUAUUAGAAUUGUGUUGCAAACUCAAAAUUUUGCCCACUCAUACGACGAAGAGGCGACGCUGGCCAUUUGAGAGGCAGCGGCGCCGCAGCUUAAGCAGCUUAAAAGAAGCUCGUAGAACAAACAGCGCAUAUAAUGGAAUUAACGGUCCAGGACGUGUUCUAUGAAGAAGCUGAAGGAUUAUUAUAUGGAUCUGGUAUCGCAGAUUAGCCUGUGACUGCUAUAAAUGAUACUUUUGUAUUCCGCAAACUUUAAACGCGAUUUUCUCAAAACAGUAUUUUCUGAGUUUGUGUACACGAUAGAGACAACUCUAAUAAACCGAUUGAACUGUU
Messenger RNA from Odontomachus brunneus, 991 nucleotides. RefSeq lists its product as uncharacterized. Lineage: Eukaryota; Metazoa; Arthropoda; Insecta; Hymenoptera; Formicidae. The transcript has 3 exons. The record is from RefSeq and is a predicted model, not a curated record. The coding region runs from base 68 to 490 and encodes 140 amino acids.